AUGAAGUCAUUCUCUCUGAUCACACUCUUCUGCACUUUGGCCACCGCUGCAGUACUCCCUCGGGAUACUGUCUUCGAUGGUCACUGCUGCUUCACAUUACAAGACGUAGCCAGCGGUGCUACAGUCCAACAAAACAGCAAUGGCAACUUGCUUCUCAAUGCUGGAACUACCAAUGGCUUCUACUGCAUUGAUCUAUCCAACUCUCAAAAGAUCCUGAGAGAUAGCGCAUUCAAUGCCUGUUUCUUGAACCCCAGUGGCGAGGUCAAAUGUGUUGAUCCCACACCCGGCUUCGAGUCUUGGACUUUGAAGAAGAGCGGUAGCAACACUCUUCUUCAUCGCGAUGGCGCAAGCUCUUUCAACUCCUGUUCCAAGACUGCAACAAGCAAAAAGGGAACAGUGCUAUUUGGGGAUAAGCAUUCUGGUGCUUCAUCAUGCAAGAAGGCUACGCUUAAGGCGAAGAACCUGAAGGGCAAAUGUAAUCUUUGA
Fusarium coffeatum is the source of this 486-nucleotide messenger RNA. RefSeq lists its product as uncharacterized. Lineage: Eukaryota; Fungi; Ascomycota; Sordariomycetes; Hypocreales; Nectriaceae. The record is from RefSeq and is a predicted model, not a curated record. The transcript has a single exon. The coding region runs from base 1 to 486 and encodes 161 amino acids.